GUGGAGAGGAUUGUAGACAAAAGGAAGAACAAGAAGGGCAAAUGGGAAUAUCUCAUCAGGUGGAAAGGCUACGGAAGCAAUGAAGACACCUGGGAACCUGAACAUCAUUUACUACACUGUGAGGAAUUUAUAGAUGAGUUCAAUGGACUACACGUUACUAGAGAAAAGCGGUCAAGACAUGGGAAACAGGCCAGCGCUCCAAAAUUUUUACGGGAAAACCGAGGAUCAUCUGUUGAGAAAAUAUCACAUAGACCUGAAUCUGGGAAGUCUAAAGGGUCAACACACAAAAGGAAGAGAAUUAAUCCAUCUCUGCAAAAACAGAAAAGAGGAUAUGCAGCAAAGCCAGCAUCUGCUAAUGACAGGGCUGCUAAAACUGUGACUUACCGAACUACUCCCAGCGGUUUACAGAUCAUGCCACUGAAAAAGCCACAUAAUGGUCUGCAGAAUGGAGAUGGCAGUCAUGAAAAAGAUUCUAGACAUUUUGGGAAUGGCUCACAACAGCAAAACAUGGAUUUAAAUGAUCAUGAAGGAGAACAAAAUUUGCCCAGCGUGUUGGAAGUUAGUAAUGAUUCACCUGUUGUGAAUGGAAUCGGCUCUUCUCUGGCCAAUGGAAGCUUGAAUCUACACAGCACUGUGAAAAGGAAACUAGAUGGGGAGAAAGAUUAUGUCUUCGAUAAGAGACUAAGAUACAGCGUACGUCAAAAUGAAAGUAACUGCCGCUUCAGGGACAUUGUAGUCCGGAAGGAAGAUGGUUUCACACAUAUUUUGCUGUCAAGUCAGACUUCGGAUAACAAUGCAUUGACCCCAGAGAUCAUGAAGGAAGUUCGGAGAGCAUUGUGCAAUGCAUCAGCUGAUGACAGUAAACUCUUACUUCUCAGCGCAGUGGGAAGUGUAUUCUGUAGUGGCCUAGAUUACUCAUAUUUAAUUGGCAGGUUAUCCAAUGACAGAAGAAAGGAAAGCACUAGGAUUGCAGAAGCUAUAAGGGAUUUUGUAAAAGCUUUUAUUCAAUUUAAGAAGCCAAUUGUGGUUGCUAUCAACGGCCCUGCUCUUGGGUUAGGAGCUUCUAUUUUACCACUAUGCGAUAUCGUUUGGGCAAGUGAGAAGGCAUGGUUUCAGACACCAUAUGCAACUAUCCGACUCACUCCAGCUGGCUGUUCAUCAUACACAUUCCCACAAAUUCUGGGUGUUGCACUGGCAAAUGAAAUGUUGUUCUGUGGAAGAAAGCUGACAGCACAGGAAGCCUGCAGCAGAGGACUAGUGUCACAAGUAUUUUGGCCAACAACAUUUAGCCAAGAAGUGAUGCUACGAGUGAAAGAAAUGGCAUCCUGCAGUGCAGUGGUAUUGGAAGAGUCCAAGUGUCUCGUGCGGAGCUUUCUGAAAUCCGGACUUGAAGAUGUGAAUGAGAAAGAGAGUCAGAUGUUAAAACAGCUGUGGAGUUCUUCCAAAGGACUGGAUUCGUUAUUCAGCUACUUGCAAGACAAAAUUUAUGAAGUCUGA
Molecule: messenger RNA, 1497 nt
Organism: Phaethon lepturus (White-tailed tropicbird)
Lineage: Eukaryota; Metazoa; Chordata; Aves; Phaethontiformes; Phaethontidae
Gene: CDYL2
Product: chromodomain protein, Y-like 2
Exons: 6
Cellular component (GO): nucleus
Molecular function (GO): transcription corepressor activity
Source: RefSeq, a predicted model, not a curated record